This is a messenger RNA of Cylicocyclus nassatus, 602 nucleotides long. The record is from the annotation of a GenBank genome assembly. NCBI's taxonomy places the organism in Eukaryota, Metazoa, Nematoda, Chromadorea, Rhabditida, Strongylidae.
GUCUCAGCAUCAGUGCAUUUGGCGCGAGAUGGUCGACGAACUUUCGCUGAGGGCUUCAACUCCAGAGGACUGGUCCGAGCUGGAACUUGAAUUCGAAGAUGCAAACGACUUUUUCGAGAAUGACACAGGAGAUGUGGAACAGAAGCAAGAAGAAGUUCCACAAAAGGAAAACCUGCAGAAACCCACUGUCGAGCAGUGCACCCUGGAUUACGGCAGAGAGCUAGAACGACAAAUCGACAAGAUCCAGCAGGAGCCGCGUCCACCUUUCGAGACAGUGAAACAUCUUCAGGAAAGACUUGAACGGGAAAAUGAGCUGUACAGAAAGCAGUUUGCUUGGCAAAUGGAAAACAUGAUUCGCUUUACUACAAACGCACAGUGACAAUCACAACGGGAUCCAACAAUUGAUUCAUAUUCCUAAUACAACUAUGUAUUUCACCUCUUCCUUUUGUGUCUUUUUCAGCUAUUUUCCAACAAUUAUCCUUUUUUUGCUCUUACAAUCAACAUUAAUCACUUUCGUUAUCUGUUAUUCUAUUCCAUGUUAUUUUGUCAAUUAUCUUGCUCCUAUGAUCUUUAUAUUACUGGUACUAUUAUAAGUUUGCUGU